Messenger RNA from Panicum hallii, 2139 nucleotides. RefSeq lists its product as uncharacterized. The transcript is spliced from 4 exons. Lineage: Eukaryota; Viridiplantae; Streptophyta; Magnoliopsida; Poales; Poaceae. Bases 299 to 1831 code for a protein of 510 amino acids. The record is from RefSeq and is a predicted model, not a curated record.
CCACCGGAUAAGCCGGAGCCGGAGCAGGAGCCGGGCUGCACCAAACGGCCUAAAGACACAAACCAGCACCUUCUUCUCCGCCCGCCCCCGGCCGCGUGGCCACCGUCGGACUCGCCGCCGGGAUCUCCAGCAUGCAAACCACUAAUAUCUCCUACGUGCUUGUACCUGGCGCCGUCCGUCUUCAUAUCCUGAUCCCUCCCUUUACCGGUGUUUGAUAGGCGUGGAGCAGAGAUCCAUCUGGACUCGGGAUUGAUUCCUUUCGCAGAGAAGAUUCCAGGUGGCAAACUCCACUUUGGAGAUGGUUCAGCUCUUUUUGCAUGUGCCGAGAGAAGGUGGCAGUGUUAAUACAGUUGCUGUGGAGGCGAGGAAAUCUCUUCUUAACAAUGUUGAAUCCAUAAUCAAGUCAAUUAUCAAGUCAACAGGAAGGUACGAAGCUCGGUUGUGGCUGUGCAGCACUAUCUCGUCGGUCCAUUCUCUCAGUCACCAUGACCAGCGGAACCUAUUUCUCGAUCUCUUAGAAAUGAAGAAUUCCAGGCAAGAUGUUGCUGCCCGCUUGUUGCGGAUGAUUUUUGAUAAGAAGCCCAAAAUGGCCGGGUCUAUUCUAGCAAAAAAAGGCCAUAUACUGGAGGAGUUCUUCCGAGGAAACCCGAAGCGGAUAAUACAGUGGUUUGGUCAUUUUGCUGUUACUGGUGAAUCCACACAUAAGAAGGGUGCAAAGGCACUUUCUCAGUUUGCAUUUGUAAAUCGUGACAUGUGCUGGGAAGAACUUGAGUGGAAAGGAAAGCAUGGGCAGUCUCCUGCUGUUGUUGCUACUAAGCCUCACUAUUUUCAUGAUCUUGAUGUUCUCCAGACAGUGGAAAAUUUCCUGGAGUAUGUCCCCGACUUCUGGUCUUCAGAUGAGCUUGCUGAUUCUAUUAAAGAUGGUGAAAUACUGCAAAUUGAUGCAGGUUAUUUUGUAGAUCAAUUUUUGUACUUGAUGUACGAGGACAAUUCCAAAGAUGCAUGGCAUGUGGUUGAAGAUUUUUUGAUAGACGAGCAGUUUUCCUCUCUUUCCCAACAUCUUCUUAUUCAUCUAGAUGAGCAAAGGCUUCUUGAUUUCUUAAAAUCGUUAGGCAAGCUCAUCAGUCCUACUUCGCAAUGCAAGGAAUUGGCAUUUCCAUGCUGUUGGCUUGAGGUUCUUUUGUCAGGACAUUGUGAUCGCAUAUCUCUUGAUGAUCUUGUCUUAUUGAACUGUGUCAUUGCCAAGGGUAGACAACUUUGGCGGCUCAUGAAUGACGAAGAACAGCAGGAAGAACAGGAACAAAUGGAAGAGAUCCUGAAGGGCGUAAAUCAUUUGACUGUUGCUGAUCAUUUUGCUCUCAUGAAGGAACUAGUGGAGAGAGAAUUUCCUGAUGCACUUAAGUGGAUAAGCAUUCAGUCCUGGGUCAUCUUCUGUGUUUUGUCUAAAGAAUGCAGAUCAGGAGAUUCUUGUGAAUCUUUGUUCUCUCAUAACAAAAUAGAGUUUCGCAAGGCUGACGAUUACUCAUUGGUUCAGAACGAUGGGUGCUCAAUUUCACAGCUACCGGAUACUGAUGAUGUGGAUCUUGCUGGAAGUAGUCAGAAAAGGAGAAAGAGGAAUAGGAGGAAAAAGCGGCAUAGAUAUGAUUCUGAUGAUGACAAGCUUGACGAACUGCUUGAACUUGGAUCUUCCAAAGGAAAGAACUAUGUUGAAUCACGAGGAAGCUGGCACCUUUCAACUGAUGGUUUCUCAGCUUCUUGGGACAUUGCGGACAUACCGGAUCACCUUUCUACAUGUUAUUUGAAGAUCUGGGUAAAGUGGGCUUGCUUUUGAUGAUUCUCAUCACAGCAUGUGUAGUCUGGCAAUCCUGUUACCUUUCAGGCGACAACAUCUUGAAGCAUGGAGCCUGUAUAUGCUUGCAUAUUUCUACAUCAAAUCUGCAAUCUUUUGGUGAUGAAUUAUGAGGGUAAGUGUUAACUUCAUGUACUUCAUCUCCUAUGCAGAGGGUUGGAGUUCUGUAUUAUCAUAGACAUGGCAGCCGGACAGGCGUCAAACUAUUCGUUAUAUGCUGCCAGCGAGAGAACAUAAACGUGACUGCAUAGUUCUGAGUUUCUUCAUCUCUCGUCACUUGAAAAUUCCUA